AUGGGAUAUGUAACAUUAAUGUGCGGUGAUGGAACAAAUGAUGUUGGAGCUUUAAAGCAAGCACAUGUUGGUGUUGCACUGCUCAAUGAAGCUACUACAGUUCGUAGUUUAUUGGAUCUAUUGGAUACAAAAAAACCAAACCCUAACGGUACAAUUAAUCGUUCCGCCAAUCGUGGAAAUCGUUCAGAUAAAAACACUGCGAAUUCAAAUGUAAACAAUAAAACUACAGCUUCUUCACGUUUAGCUUCAAGUUUGGCUGCUGUUGAAGAACAAGAAGCAUCAGUAGUCCGUUUAGGUGAUGCUAGUAUAGCGGCUCCUUUCACUGCUAAAAUGUCUUCUCCUUCAGGAGUGUGUGAAAUUGUUAUGCAAGGACGUUGUACUCUAGUGACAACAUUACAAAUGUAUAAGAUAUUGGCAAUUAAUGCAUUGAUAACAGCCUAUAGUUCAUCAGUUUUAUUCUUAAAAGGCUUUAAAAUAUCCGAUUCUCAAGCAACUAUUCGAGCUCUUCUACUAUCAGCGUGUUUCUUGUUCAUUUCACGGUCGAAGCCGUUGAAAACUCUUUCACGUGAACGUCCUAUGCCGAAUAUAUUCAACUUGUACACAUUAUUAACAGUAUUUCUACAGUUUCUUGUCCACUUUUAUGUAUUGUAUGCUUUAACAAUGGAGGCAGAAUUACGAAUGCCUAAAACGGAUGACGGAUUUGUGGAUUUAAAUGCUGAAUUCGAACCUUCAAUUCUAAAUACUUUGGUGUAUUUGAUUGCAACUGGAAUGCAAACUGCAACAUUGGCUGUGAACUAUGCCGGACAUCCAUUCAUGGAAUCGUUAACUGAGAAUAAACCAAUGUUAAUCUCUUUGAUUGUUGCUGUUGUGGGACUUCUGGUUCUGCCUUUUCCUCCAUUCGCUGGCUCACUACAAUUAGUCAGUUUGGAUUCUGAUCUUCGUAUCGUAUUUUUCAAGCAUUGA
Messenger RNA from Trichobilharzia regenti, 963 nucleotides. Lineage: Eukaryota; Metazoa; Platyhelminthes; Trematoda; Strigeidida; Schistosomatidae. The record is from the annotation of a GenBank genome assembly.